Messenger RNA from Aspergillus mulundensis, 558 nucleotides. RefSeq lists its product as uncharacterized. The transcript has a single exon. Bases 1 to 558 code for a protein of 185 amino acids. Lineage: Eukaryota; Fungi; Ascomycota; Eurotiomycetes; Eurotiales; Aspergillaceae. The record is from RefSeq and is a predicted model, not a curated record.
AUGUGUCUCUUCAACAGUUUUGUCUUUUUCUACCUUCUAGGAGGACUCACCUUCAUUCCCAUUGUCCUGUCAUUAUUUCUUCUCUACUCCUAUUUCGCCUUCUCGAUAUCUCCCUCGCAGUCCGACCAAGAGAGCGAACCCGCUGAUACCUCCAUCUGUCGUUCCAAUGACGACCAAUACAGCCUCAAAUCUAGAACCGAUGAACUGGCAGAAAAGUUCUAUCGCACGCAUGAUACGGAUGUCGCUGCAGGAUAUUUCGUGGUCUGUCGCGAAUAUGUUCCGGCUGGUGUCAAUGGCAAGCCUCCAGAGAGAACUACACCGACAGGGGAGAUAGUCGCUUCGGAGAGUCCAAGCGUCUACCAAGCAAUGUACAGGAGUCUCUUUGAUCGGAAGCAAGCGCCAACAAUUGAUCCGGUAAAGAACGUGGCUAAGAACGGCAGACGGACACGUAACAUGUUUUACAUCGUGCUUAGGUACCGACCCUUGCGGCUAUUGCCCUCUUCGAGCAAUGUUCAUAUGGAGACUGAUACUAGUGGAAAUCUAGACACGGCCACUUGA